Rhineura floridana is the source of this 5963-nucleotide messenger RNA. It is a transcript of the gene EPHB4, whose product is annotated as EPH receptor B4. The transcript is spliced from 17 exons. Bases 940 to 3879 code for a protein of 979 amino acids. Gene Ontology annotation, cellular component: neuron projection; plasma membrane. The record is from RefSeq and is a predicted model, not a curated record. NCBI's taxonomy places the organism in Eukaryota, Metazoa, Chordata, Lepidosauria, Squamata, Rhineuridae. Gene Ontology annotation, biological process: central nervous system projection neuron axonogenesis; protein phosphorylation; axon guidance. Gene Ontology annotation, molecular function: ATP binding; protein binding; transmembrane-ephrin receptor activity.
UUCGCUAGAGUUUUUUUGCACGUUCACACGUUCGCCCGGCGCGCUUCCCGCGUGCCGGCCCCGGGGUUCCACGUGUUUCGCGCCGCCACCGCCCUCCUCGCAGCAAACGCGAAACUUUGUCACCUGCUCCGCGUGCCACCGAGGGGCUGGCGGCGAUCGCGGGGGGCACCCAGGGCAGCAUAGACUUCGCUGCUCCGCACCACACACGUCUGCUACUGCUGCUGCUGCGGUUCCUUUGUCUGUCCAACGCUUGCUCGGGAUAUUCUGCAAUUCCGGACUUUCUGGUUUGGGAGAGAAGCGCACAAAUCGUGGAUUUUUAAACAUUGGAGUCUUUGUCUGGUCCCAGGACAGGCAGGCAGCUUCUUUCACCCUAGGCGAGUGAGCUUUGCAGCGAAAAUCCAACAUAAGAAAAGUUGCACGGGGGACGGAUUUCUUUUUCUCCCCAAGAAGGCAGUUUUGGGAUCCAUUUUUGUACCCCCGUUUCUGGCUUUUCGGUCGUGGCCCCCCCUCAAGAGGUGACACAUUGCAAAACAAAUCAAAGGUGCCUGGGGAAGACCGACGGCAAGGUGUCUGGACACCCCAAAGUUUUUCCACUGUGGGAUGUUGCUGAACAAUUGUGUUUUCGGUGUGAGCAUUUUAACAGGCAGCGCGGAGGGGGGGCGGAUGUAUCGUGGAUGGAUUUUUUGAUGUUGCCCAGCAUGAUUUUUUUUUUCCUGAACAAGGAUUUUCUCUGGUGUAACUUGGAAAAUCUCUCUCUCUGUGUGUGUAUCUCUCUCUCUCUCUCGACAGAUGAAGUUCCCAAUGUUUGGGAUUAAGGUUUUGUGACCCUGAGUUGGAUUUCUGGGAUUAAGUUUUUCCACCCCCGGACUAGGAAUAUUUUUGUGGUGGUUGAUCAGGAUUGCCUCCUUGCCUUUGACUAACCUGUGGGAUUCUGGAGCGAUGGAAGGAGCGUGGCUCCUGUACGUGUGGAUCCCCCUGGCCUUGGCUGUGGAAGAAAGCCUCAUGAACACCAAACUGGAGACUGCCGAUCUUCAGUGGACGACGUACCCGCCUGUGGAUGGGCAGUGGGAAGAGCUGAGCGGCCUAGACGAGGAGCAGAACAGCGUGCGGACGUUUGAGGUGUGCGGCGUCCGCUUCCCUAAGCAGAACAACUGGCUCCGGACCACUUUUGUGCCCCGCUCGGGCGCCACCCACGUCUACGCCGAGCUCCGCUUCACAGUGGUGGAGUGUUUCUCCAUCCCGCAUGUCACCCGCUCAUGCAAGGAGACCUUCAACGUCUUCUUCUACGAGGCCGACUCUGACCAGGCCACCAGCACCUUCCCACCGUGGAUGGAGAACCCAUACGUCAAGGUGGACACGGUGGCAGCGGAGCACCUCACCAGGAAGCGGGUGGGGAUGGAGGCCUCUGGGAAAGUCAACGUGAAGACCCUCAAGAUUGGGCCGCUCUCCAAGGCUGGCUUCUACGUGGCUUUCCAAGACCAAGGGGCCUGUAUGGCCCUGCUCUCCGUCCGCCUCUUCUACAAGAAGUGCCCGACUGUUACCGUGAACUUCACGCUCUUCCAAGAGACAGUGCCCAAGGAGUUGGUCAUGCCGGUGGCCGGGCAGUGCGUGGCCAAUGCCGUCAAGAUCAGCUCGAGGCCGCUGAGCAUGUACUGCCGGGAGGAUGGGCAGUGGGCCGAGCAGACCGUCACUGACUGCGCCUGUGCCCCGGGCUACGAGCCUGCCGAGGAGAACACCAGGUGCAGAGCCUGUGUUGCUGGGAUGUUCAAGCCCUCUCAGGGGGAGGGCUCCUGCCAGCCGUGCCCUUCCUUUAGUGUUUCAUCCUCCCCGGGGUUGAGCGAGUGUUUGUGUCGUGUCGGGUUCUACCGGAGUGAGAAGGAUCCUGUGACAAAGCCGUGUACCAGACCCCCAUCUGCACCCCGCAGCAUUGUAGCCAAGCUCAAUGGCUCAGUGGCAGUCUUAGAGUGGAGCGAACCUCUGGAGAAUGGCGGCCGAGACGACGUGGCGUUCCAUGUCACCUGCUCCGAGUGCCCGGAACAGCAGCCAUGCCGCCUCUGCACCCGCUUGCUCUAUGCCCCUCGAGCCCGGGGGCUGGUGGACCGCACUGUCACCGUGGAAGGGCUCCAGCCCUACAUCACCUAUUCCUUCCAGAUCCAGGCCGUCAACGGCGUCUCGGACAUGAGCCACAAUCCGCCUCAGUCGGAAUCCAUCAAUAUUACAACCAACAAGGACGUCCCCCAGCCUGUCUCCAAGAUAGAGCAGACCUCUGUCAGCAUUAACGGGAUGAUCUUAGGUUGGCCUCCUGUGCAGCCGCCGACGGGGAACAUCUUGGACUACGAAGUCAAGUAUUACGAGAAGGGUGUCGGAGGGCCCAUGUUCGUGAAGACUUCAGAGAACCGGGUGAUCCUGAACGGGUUGCGUCGGGGAGCGAUGUACGGGGUUCAAGUCCGUGCUCGCUCGGAGGCUGGGUACGGAGGUUUUGGGCCUGAAAAGGCCUUCCAAACCCAGGGAGCUGAGUCAGGAAGCAGCACAGAGAAGCUGGCGCUCAUUGUGGGCACAGCAGCCUUGGGGGGACUCCUGGUCCUGGCGGUAGUCGUCGUAGCCAUCGUCUGCCUCCGCCGUCAGAGUUCCUCCAGGACACGGGAGGCGGAAUACUCAGACAAGCCUGGACAGUACCUGAUUGGACACGGCACCAAGGUCUACAUUGAUCCUUUCACCUAUGAGGAUCCCAACGAGGCUGUGCGCGAAUUUGCCAAAGAGAUCGACGUCUCGUACGUCAAAAUCGAAGAGGUCAUUGGCGCAGGUGAGUUUGGAGAGGUCUGCCGCGGCCUUCUGAAGGUGCCUGGGAAGAAAGAGGUCUACGUGGCCAUCAAGACGCUGAAAGGGGGUUACACAGAGAAGCAGCGGCGCGAAUUCCUCAGCGAGGCCAGCAUCAUGGGGCAGUUUGAGCACCCCAACAUCAUCCGACUGGAUGGCGUCAUAACCAACAGCGUCCCUGUCAUGAUCAUCACGGAAUUCAUGGAGAAUGGGGCCCUCGACUCCUUCCUCCGGUUGAAUGAUAGUCAGUUCACACCCAUCCAGCUUGUGGGGAUGCUCCGGGGCAUCGCGUCAGGCAUGCGCUACCUCUCCGACAUGAGUUAUGUGCACCGAGAUUUGGCAGCCCGGAACAUCCUGGUCAACAGCAACCUGGUCUGCAAAGUCUCUGAUUUUGGACUGUCUCGCUUCCUCGAAGAGAAUUCGUCUGACCCCACCUACACCAGCUCCCUGGGCGGAAAGAUCCCGAUACGGUGGACGGCCCCAGAAGCCAUCGCCUUCCGCAAAUUCACCUCCGCCAGCGACGUCUGGAGUUAUGGCAUCGUGAUGUGGGAAGUGAUGUCAUUUGGAGAGAGGCCAUACUGGGACAUGUCCAACCAGGAUGUGAUAAAUGCUAUUGAGCAAGACUACCGGCUACCGCCGCCUACUGAAUGCCCCACGUCGCUGCACCAGCUGAUGCUUGACUGCUGGCAGAAAGACCGGAACGCUCGGCCCCGCUUUGCUCAAAUUGUCAACUCUUUGGACAAGCUCAUCCGGAACCCAGCCAGCCUUAAGAUCGUCUCACGGGGGAAUGGAGGGCCAUCCCACCCACUCCUGGACCAGCGCCUCCCGCACUGUUCCUCCUUCGCAUCUGUAGGCGACUGGCUCCGCGCCAUCAAAAUGGGCCGCUACGAAGAGAGUUUUGCCAGUGCUGGAUUCAGCUCCUUCGAACUGGUCAGCCAGCUCACCACCGAAGAUCUUCUCCGAAUCGGGGUGACUUUGGCCGGGCACCAAAAGAAAAUUUUGUCCAGCAUUCAGAAUAUGCGCGUCCAGACCAAAGCCAGCUCAUCCUUGGGACGUUACUGACCCAAGAGGAAGAAGUGGAUCAAAGAAUAUUUUUUUUGACCUCUCCGCAAUGAAGAGGAAUCAGAUAGUGAAGAUUGUGGCCUCUUGCCUUGGGACAUCAACUGCCUCCGUCCUUCCCACUCAGCUCUUUGUUGUCCACUUUUUCUGUUUUGGAACAGCAUAUUCAGUGGGGAAUAGACAGCUUUCUCUCACUCUCCCCACAUACCCUCUUGUCCUUUAGUGGAGAAAGGACUGGCAAUGUAUUUUAACGCUCCAGGCGCAACGGAAAUGGUAGCGUUUUGUUGGUUGUUUUUCCCAGUCAAGUCAUCAGAUGGCCACUUCAAGAGCUGGGAGUCAUUACUGGUGCUUGUCAGGCCUCCUUUCAAGAUGGCUGCCUCCAGCAGUGACAGAGAUGGCUGCCUGAUCUUUGGGGUCUUCCAUCCGCUGCUCUGUGGUUUGGGUCUCUUGUGAGUUGCUGAAUCUUCCAAGGCAUCGGUGCCUUCACGUAACCCUCUGUCGUUCCAAAUCCUCAGAAGAGUGGGAAUGCCAAAGAUGGCCUCACCUAUGCUAGUUUCCCUGACUAGAGUUAAUGUCGCAAAAUGGGUGCCCGUCUGUGGUCUUAGGAGCAGCUCCUCUGUUUGUUGGAGAUACCAAGAUGGCUGUUUUGGGGAUGGGCUCCUAAGAUGGCCACUGAGCUGAAAUGUGUGUGUGAAGGAAGGGGAAAUGAAAUUCCUUUGCUGCUUCCAAUGGCUGCCUGGUUUUCAAGAUGGCUGCCACUGAGCAAGCACUCCGUUCGGUGCUUACAUUUCGAAAGGCUGUAGGUUUGCUAUAUCUCUGCCAUUUUGGAGUUUGGGUUUUGUUUUUUUAACCUUUGCCUCACCAUAGUGGUGCCCAAUUUGGAGAACUCAUGUGGGAUGAUCACCAGAAGCCUUAUACAAUUUGUUGGCCAUCCAUCUGGGGUGAUGGGAGAGUGGCCACCCCCUGUCUGCUGAAUCCUGGAAAUGGGGAACCUUAACUUGAAGCUAAAUGGACCUAUUCUGCUAAGGGGGAUAGGGUUGGAGGUUGUUGUCAGUUUAACAUGCAGCCCCUGACUCUCCAUGGCCUGAAAGUCAAAGAGGGACUAACAUUGGCAUGCCGUGGGACUUGGCAGUGUUGCCUUCACAGGAGUGGAACUUGUUGUCAUAUCCAUGCAAAGCUUGAGGAAGAUACAGUAGCAGCUGUAUAAUGAUGUCAUCAGGAGCAGGAGUGACAGCAUCAUCUCUGUCCAAUGAUACUGAAGCUAGAAGCUUUUCAUAGAAACCUCACAGAGAUGGGAUGAACCAUUGUAUUGAAAUGACUGUAUGACAAUCAGAAGACUCUGCACUUUCUGAUGACAUCACUAAUGAUGUCACAGGAGAGAGAAGAAGUAAAGCUUUUGAUCUGGGAUAUCUCAAGGUGCCUUCAGUGGCAUCAGUCAUCAAGAAUAGUUUUGAGAAUAUUGAGGAUAUUCUGGGCACUGGACUAUGAUGUCAUCAUGGUGUGACAGCAAAACCCAGCCAUUCUCUAUGUGAUGUCACCUCUGUGUGGCUGUGGUGCUGGGAGAGCAGGCUGCAACUGCAGGGAAGCUAAAGCUGGUGAAAGGAGACUGCUGGUUUCACUCUUAAUGACAUCAAAACAAUGUACCUCUGGAUAAAGUGUGGGCGCUGAUAGAUGAUGUCAUAGGAACAGGCCUAUGGUGUCAUAACAAAGCGCUGCUUCUUUUGUAUCAUUUCUUUAACCUUCAUAUUGAAGGUGGUGAUGUUGCUUUUUAUUAAAAAAAUGUAUCUUUUAAACCAAAAUUAAGGAAAUGUUGGUGGAAGGGAAAGAUUGUCUCUGGUGAAAGAUUUUUGGUGCUAAAAUUGUAACCCCCCAUCCUUUUUCCUUCUUUUUUGAAGGAAAGAUUCCAGAUGCCAAAUUAAGGUGUUGGAUGCCAGAUUCCACACCAGAUGGGGCUCCAAUUCCCCUUUCUACCUGGAACUGUGCACCUUUUUGGUUUCUCAAAAAGAACAGUGGUUCUGCAGUCGAAGAUUCAGGCCCCCUCUGCACUAUACAUUUACAGCAAUAUCAUACCACUUUAAACACUCAUA